This is a messenger RNA of Paecilomyces variotii, 222 nucleotides long. RefSeq lists its product as hypothetical. The record is from RefSeq and is a predicted model, not a curated record. NCBI's taxonomy places the organism in Eukaryota, Fungi, Ascomycota, Eurotiomycetes, Eurotiales, Thermoascaceae. The coding region runs from base 1 to 222 and encodes 73 amino acids. The transcript has 2 exons.
AUGGCCAUCACUGUCAAUUGCGUCCGGCCGACCAUCCGUCACUUCUCUGCUCGUCGUCCUCGUCCCGACAGCCGUGCCUCGCGCUUCGUUGCCUCGUCCUGCAUCGCCUCCGCCGUGGUGCUCCCCUUCAUCCCGCCGGCCAUCGAGAGCUCCCGGGAGAAGAGCCUGGGCUAUCCCAACCACAACAAAUCCCACCCACCGCUCUGCUUCCACGCUCGCUAG